This is a messenger RNA of Thyridium curvatum, 1050 nucleotides long. RefSeq lists its product as uncharacterized. Gene Ontology annotation, biological process: transcription initiation at RNA polymerase II promoter. Gene Ontology annotation, cellular component: transcription factor TFIID complex. The coding region runs from base 1 to 1050 and encodes 349 amino acids. The record is from RefSeq and is a predicted model, not a curated record. Gene Ontology annotation, molecular function: protein heterodimerization activity. Lineage: Eukaryota; Fungi; Ascomycota; Sordariomycetes; Thyridiales; Thyridiaceae. The transcript has 2 exons.
AUGGCGACCUCACCAAUGAAGCGAGCCUCGCUGGCUCCCGAAGAUUACGCGGCACCUCGAAAGCGGCAGAGGACUGGGUUUUCUCGUGCCGGCGGCUCAGGAAUCGUAGUGCAGGCGGCUUCAGAGGACCCUGCACAUACAAAACCACCGUCACAAGACGAGCAGGCUCGCGCCGGCCUGCGGCGAUCCAUCACGCUCGCCCUCGAGCAUGUCGGCUUUGACACAGCAUCGCCUGAGGCUCUAGAGAGCUUUACUGCAAUGACGGAGACAUACCUACAAUCAUUGAUAGAAGACACCAAAUUACUAGCACAUACGGCGCGCCGUGCACAGCCCAGUCCCGCCGACUUCGACCUCUCUCUUGCACGGUUUAACCUGUGCACAUCGGCUUUGAAGCCGCACCUGCGGAAUCCCGUCGCGAAAUCCAAGCUCAGGCCGACGUACUUCAACCCUCUGGCCGAAUACCCCGGCGCCGCACCAGAGCUGCCUCUGAUAGGAGACGAGCUGAGCGGUAGGAUGGAGAAGGAAUCCCGCGCGUACAUCCCCAAGGGGUUUCCCGACUUCCCCAGCAUACAUACGUAUAGGGCGACGCCCAUCGACGUCGACUCGGUCACAGUGCGCGGCACCGGCCUACGGUACGACGACGGGACGCCCGUCAAGACAGGCGGUAGGCUCGACCACCUCGCCGUCGAAGGGCCCCGCGGAGACCCCAAGAGGGUCCGGGAGGCCGCGGCGCGAGAGGCGAAGCAGGCGGAGGAGGCCCUGCGCGGCCUCGUCCGGGCGAGCAAGAUCAACGCCCUUAAGGAGGUGCGUGCGACGGCGGUGCGCAACCCGCAGAGCAAGGAGCGCUACGACCUGUGGGAGGCGGCGAUGCGCGAACUGAUGGACGAGUCCGGCAAGUCGAAGCCCAGGGCCAUGGCGGACGCCGGGACGUCCCGCCUGGAAAUCGCUGAUCAUAGUAUGAUUGUCAAUGCGGAGAGGGCCUUUUACCGGCGGGAGAUCUCGAGGGGAGGCAAGAGGAGUGCGCGUGAGGGUAUGGUGGGCAAGAGCUAG